Molecule: messenger RNA, 1926 nt
Organism: Culicoides brevitarsis
Lineage: Eukaryota; Metazoa; Arthropoda; Insecta; Diptera; Ceratopogonidae
Gene: Ccdc85
Product: coiled-coil domain-containing protein 85C-A
Exons: 4
Coding region: 1-1632 (543 amino acids)
Source: RefSeq, a predicted model, not a curated record
AUGUCAACUAUCAAUACAAAUAAUACCGCGAAUCUGAAUUUAGCCGGGAACACGAAGCAACAGUUACAACAGACGCCAAUUGGGCAGUCUGCAUCAACGGCGUCAAACGCCAUCAAUUCAAAAGUUGCUGCAGAGCAACAACAAAAGCCUUCAGCCUUACCACAAUCUACAUCCAAUAGCAGUCAACCAAAUCAUCUGAAACCGUUGAGUGGCAUUCCGAAGCCUUCACACAGUAUUCUCAAGCCAGCAGUGCCUUCUUCAUCGAAAUCCCAUGUCCCAAUUCCCCAAACACAAAACCCGUAUCCAACACAGCACAAUUCGCAUCUUAAUGAUUUUGCACCGCCGCUUCCCUCACACUUAAACUUGAAAUAUCCGCCCGACGUGCCAAAAUCCGUUGGAUAUCACUUAUCAGAUCCCUUUGCAAAUACACUUCACGCCAACAGCAAGAAUAUUCCGCCGUAUCGUCCUCCGCCAUCGGGGCGUGCAAAUCAAAUACGCCUGCCUCCGAGUGCGAUUCAGCAUCAUCAUCCGCCAUUGCCGCCAGUUCCUUCGACAUCGAUACAACACAGAUUAACGCCGCACGGCGAAACAAGUGAAUUAAUUGUUCCGCAACCGCCGCCCGCGACACGACUUACGGCAAAUCAUUUGCAACAGGCACAGCAGCAGCAGCAAAUUCAUCCGUCGCAUCAUAUCACGCACGCCCAAGAAAUGCUCAAGUUUGUGCGAAAAGCAGAUUCAGAUACGUCUUCGGCAACAACUUCCUCAAACAGCGGCAGACUCUCCGUUGAACAACCAACGAAACACAUUCAAACACUUCUCAGCGAAUUGAGACUAUUGAAGGAGGCAAAUCAAAGGUUAAGCGAUGAUAAUCAAGAGCUGCGUGAUUUAUGCUGUUUCCUCGACGACGAUCGACAAAAGGGGAGAAAACUUGCGAGAGAAUGGCAACGAUUUGGUCGUUACACAGCAAGUGUCAUGCGACAAGAAGUUUCCGCAUAUCAGAACAAAUUACGACAACUCGAUGACAAACAACAAGAGUUGAUUCGCGAUAAUUUGGAGCUCAAGGAACUUUGUUUGUAUCUCGACGAAGAACGUACAAACUCAUUGCGAAACGCAACGUGCACAAAUUGUGGCGGAAGCGUGAAUAAUAGUACAGUUCCGUUACGAGAUGACGGCGAUGGAAGCAGCUCAGGCACAAAUGCUGACGAAACUAUUCCGAUGAACAGUCAAUUUGCGCGAACGUUACAGGAUUUAUCAUCCGCCCGCAAUACGUUGAGCGAUCAAACCUUGCACUAUGUUCGUUCUCUCGAGUCGCGCGUUAGAGAAUUGGAACAUCAGCAAAAUCAAGGAAAACUCACGUCGUCGUCGGAUCCCAUUCUCCUCGGAAGGCCUGAAGCUGUAGUGCGUGCUUUACAAGUUCUCGAAGUGCGUGAACAACUGGAACGAGAAAAUAAACCGUUAAACAACAACAACAGCAGCAAAAAUAAUAAUAACAACAAUAAUAAUAAUAACAACAACAACGAUAAUGGCUCUGAUCAGCUAGAUGACAAAGAAAAGGCUCUCCUACGUGAAAUGUGCAAUGUCGUGUGGCGUAAGCUCGAAGAAACGCCCGAAGGACAAAUGAAUCAUGUUUGAUCCGAUAAUGUUUUUCCAGUUUUUUCUUUGAUUUUUUUUUACUUUUCGAUGUUGUAAUGAUAAGUAGUAAUAAUAAUGUAAUAGUUAUUUUAUAUGAAAUAUUUUGUAUGAUAGUCGCAUUCCAAUUUCACAGAACACACACAAAUCAUGUACAAAAACGCUUGAAAAUUUAUUUAUUUUCCAUUUUUUAUAAAUAUUUUAUUAUUUUUUUAUGAUUAAUAUAUAUAUAGGUAUAUUUACACACAUUUUCAACCCAAUACUUGUUGUUUUCACUAAUUUAUAUGUUUAUCUAUU